Peromyscus maniculatus bairdii (prairie deer mouse) is the source of this 2524-nucleotide messenger RNA. NCBI's taxonomy places the organism in Eukaryota, Metazoa, Chordata, Mammalia, Rodentia, Cricetidae. The record is from RefSeq and is a predicted model, not a curated record.
AGGCGGAGCCAUGGGCAGGGCUUCCUAGUUAAAAGGCUGAAAAAUCGUGUACCCAACACACCGAAGGAAGUCCGGGGGCCUCUUCCACCGAGUCCGAGUGACCCCUCCCCCUGCAUUCUGGAAGAGGCCACCAUGGGACGCCCCCCACCCUGUGCCACCCAGACGUGGAUCCUUCUGUUUCUGCUGAUGGGAGCGUGGGCAGGACUCACCAGAGCUCAGGGAUCCAAGGUCCUGGAGGGUCAGGAGUGUGCACCCCACUCCCAGCCUUGGCAGACAGCCUUGUUCCAGGGCCCGAGACUGGUCUGCGGGGGUGUCCUGGUAGGAGACAACUGGGUCCUCACUGCAGCCCACUGCAAAAAACAGAAGUACUCAGUGCGCCUGGGAGAUCACAGCCUGCAGAGUAGAGAUGAGCCAGAACAGGAGAUCCAGGUGGCUCAGUCUAUCCAGCAUCCUUGCUACAACAGUAGCAACCCAGAGGAUCACAGUCACGACGUAAUGCUCGUUCGAAUGCGCCGUUCAGCAAAACUCGGGAACAAAGUAAAGGCCAUCAACCUGACCAAUGAGUGUCCCAGAGUUGGCCAGAAGUGCACCAUAUCAGGCUGGGGCACUGUCACCAGUCCUCGAGAGAACUUUCCAGACACUCUCAACUGUGCACAAGUGGAAAUCUUUUCCCAGAACAAGUGUGAGAGGGCCUACCCGGGGAAGGUCAACGAAGGCAUGGUCUGUGCCGGCAGCAGCAAUGGAGCCGACACCUGCCAGGUCAGAGCUCGACUUCAUCUGUCCUUCCGCAGGCACAGUCCACCAUCAGGAUCUGUCACUGGCCUGGGGCUUGCUAAGUCGGCUAGGCUGGCCAGCAAGCAAGCCCCAGGAAUCCAUCUGUGUCUACCUCCCCAGCCCUGGGUUCUGGUCUUCAUGCUCCCAACUGAGCUAUCUUCCCAGCUCCCAGACUCUGACAUUUCUUUCUCCUUAGGAAUGGGGCUAUUUAUUGUCUUAUCUGUGAAAUGAGGGUGACAAGCCUCGAUCCACUCCAUAUGAGAAUGAACAAGUGGGCUAGAGAGGCAACUCACUGGUUAAGAGCACUUGCUACUCUUCCAGGGGACCAGGGCUCAGUAUCCAGCAACCAGGUCAGGUGUCUCAAAACCACCUGUAACUCCAGCUACAGGCGACCUGACUCCCUCUUCCAGCCUCCACAGCUACUGCACUCACAUGCACCUACCCCCACACAAAGAUAUACACACAUACACAUAGAUAAAAUCUUUUUAAAAAUCAGCUGCAAGGUCUAGAAGGAUCUCACACAUGUCCUGUAGGUCGCCAAGAAAUGAAACCCUCUUCUUUCACUGCAUGCUGGGCUUAGCACCCUCUCUGUACCCACAUUUCUCAUGCAUACCUUUAGGUAACCCUUCCAGUAUGCUUUGCUCUCCCACCUUAGAGAAGGGCACCGUGAGACUCAGAAGAGUGAGGUCACUCACCUGAAGUCACAGGGUAAGCAACAGGUUUGACUGACCUGUGAGGCCACGUUCUUUUCUGUCACACCCUGAGGCAGAAUGGCUCAGCAGGACUGAGUGUGAGGGAGGUGGCUUUGUGGGUGCCAGAUAGUUUGCAAAAUAUUAUUUAUUUAAGUACCUCCAGCUGAUGUGGGCUGGCUGCUAAAGAGAACAACAGUGAACACCACACACACACGUUGAGCUGCUCCCAGGGACCAGGGAUUAGUCAUAAAUCCAGCCUUACUAAUGAAGACUGUGACAGUGUGACAGGCAUGCACAGUAACAUCUAGGGAUUUCAAAAUAAACAAGCCUUUCAAACACCAGAGCUUUUUCCCUCACUCCCCCGACCCCUAUGCAACAUGUAGCCCAGCUAGACUCAGACUACCCAUGCAGCCACAGCUGACCUUGAACUCUCGGUCCUCCUGCUUCCAGCCUCCCCAGCUGCUGGGAUUACAGCCAUGAACCACCACACUUGGUUUAUGCAGUGUUUCCAUGGCUCCAUGGAUGCUUGAUUUGGGAGUCCAAGUUGGAAAGCUAACAUGCCCCGAGGCCAGAGUCCCAUGACGGGGUCUACAUCUGGAGUCUGACUUGGGACUGGAUGGGAAUAAGUGUCCUGAGCCUUAGUAACUUAGUUUGAAUAAAGUCAUCAUGGUCUUUGUGUCAGGACAACAUGGCAAAAAUGAUCUUACCAUUGGUCUGAAAGGAAGGAUCAAAACUGUGUUGAGAAGUCAUGUUCAGGGUAACAGGUUGUCAUCCCAGCCACCAGGGAAACAGGCCGUGGCAGGAGGAUCAGACAUUCAGCUAUAGACUAAGUUCAAGUUCAGCCUGGAGGAGCAGAGCGAGAUGUAGUCUCAAGAUGUAGUUCAACAGCAGAGCCCCUGCCUAGAAUCCCUCAUAAGGGGCUGGAUGUGGCUCAGUGGUAGAGCUUUUGCCUAGACUCCCUCAGUGAGUGGCUGGGGCAUGGCUCUCAGCUUCCUGCUCCAGUUGCCCUGGCUGCUACCAAUCAUUAUGAAUGCAACUCUCUGGAACCAUAAGCCAAA